This is a messenger RNA of Caenorhabditis bovis, 729 nucleotides long. NCBI's taxonomy places the organism in Eukaryota, Metazoa, Nematoda, Chromadorea, Rhabditida, Rhabditidae. The record is from the annotation of a GenBank genome assembly.
AUGUUUCGAAGAAGUGUGAUACUCCUUGGAGAUAUCGUGAAAAGCUCACAACACACAUUGAAAGCGCAACGAUGCGCUAGCAUCAGCGCGCAAUGUUUCAGUGCGACAGCACCAAAUGCCAACGAAGAUAUCAAAUUCGAGAUAAAAAGAGAUGGAAAGCGGCUGAAAGGUGCUGAAUAUGAGGAAGCCGUGCUCUCUGUGAUUCAGGGCGAAGACAAAUCGCUAAUUCCAAAGCCAGCGUUUGAUGUUCUUCUGAAAGAGUAUGAUACGCUGCUCGAUGAAGCUUUUGAAGCCACCGAUAAGUACAAGAGAUCGCUCGCCGAGACGGAGAAUGUUCGCCGACGUGGAAUCAAACAAACCGAAGACGCGAAAGUGUUCGCGAUCCAAGGAUUCUGCAAGGAUCUUUUGGAAGUCGCCGACAUUCUUGACAUCGCCGUGAAAUCAGUGAAAGACGAGGAUUUGUCCGCAGGUGGCAAACCAUUGAAGGAUCUGUUCGAAGGGGUCUCAAUGACUCGAACCGUCCUCCUCAAGACAUUCGAGAAGCAUGGUUUGGUCGCUGUCGAUCCAACUAACGAGAAAUUCGAUCCAAACAUGCAUGAGGCAGUUUUCCAGAUUCCUGCAGCUAACGCCAAGCAGAAGCCAGGAUUCAUCGAGGUUUGCACAAAGAUUGGAUUCACUCUCAAGGAUCGACCAGUUAGACCAGCACAAGUUGGAGUCGUCACCGAUUAA